Penicillium antarcticum is the source of this 327-nucleotide messenger RNA. RefSeq lists its product as uncharacterized. The coding region runs from base 1 to 327 and encodes 108 amino acids. The record is from RefSeq and is a predicted model, not a curated record. NCBI's taxonomy places the organism in Eukaryota, Fungi, Ascomycota, Eurotiomycetes, Eurotiales, Aspergillaceae. The transcript has a single exon.
AUGGCCCAACCAUCUCGAAUGCACCUCGCAGCCUCAUCGACUAGGGUGCCAACUAUCAACUCCACCCCAAACAUGAAGCGCUCAAUCACUUCAUACUCCACCCGAGACGAUCCUACCGGUACAAAUCCAAGUACCCCAAGUCACACUUCGGACACACACCUAAAUGAGCAACAACAAGUCAAAGCGACCCUCACAAACAUCCUCAACGACGACCGUGUCAAGCACAACCCGAAUGGCAGCCGCUGUGUCCAAAAGAUACUCCUAGAAAACGAGCACGACAUGAGGAAACAUCGGAAACAGUCACUCAGCGCUUAUGAUGCAAAAUGA